Molecule: messenger RNA, 4179 nt
Organism: Trichoderma reesei QM6a
Lineage: Eukaryota; Fungi; Ascomycota; Sordariomycetes; Hypocreales; Hypocreaceae
Exons: 2
Coding region: 1-4179 (1392 amino acids)
Source: RefSeq, a predicted model, not a curated record
AUGGACCGCGCUCGCCGCGCAGCAAACAGCCGCCGCAAGCCCCAGGGAGCCUCUUCGUCUCCGCCGUCUGCGUCUGCCUCUGCCUCUGCCCCUGCGUCUGCGUCUGUGUCGGCCUCGGACGCCUCGCGGGAGCGGCAUCAGUCGUCGGCCAGUCCCAUCAUGGCGCAUGCCACUAACACUCCCCAAACCGCACCGCAACCGCAAGGCCGGCGCGCCAACAAAGGCCUUCAGCCUGCCUUUACCUUUUCCACCCCAGGCCCUGUCCGGCCGUCGACGCUGAGGAAGAGGUCAAAGACCAUGGACGACUACGCCGUGGCCGACGACGACUUUGAGCCCGACAGCAGCCCCAAAAAGGGCGGUCACAGCCUGCGCAAACGCGCGCGUGUCGACUACACCCUGGAGCAGAUUGACGACGACGGUGACUUUGCGGCUGCUGCCAACCCUGCCUCUGCCUCUGCCUCUGCCUCUGCUUCCACUUCAGCCUCAGCCUCAGCCUCGGCAGCGACAGCAGCAGCGGCAGCAGCAGCGGCGGCGGCGGCGGCAUCAACGUCUUCUUCAGCAGCCUCCCGCAACGGCAAGAAGCGGCGCACCGAGAGCUCGAACUACGACUCUGAGGAUCUCUACGGGCCCAGCCCCAAGCGGCGAGGCGUCUCCGUGGACGCUGACACGCCCUCGAACCGGCGCCGCUCGUCCGCCCGCAAGCUGGUCGAGGCCAAGGCCUACAAGGACGACGUCGACGACGACGAAAAGGACGUCCAGGACACCAUUGAGGUCGGCGUGACGGCCUUUGCAGGCCCCGACGAGUCGCCCUCGGAUGCCUCGUCUGCAGACCUGUCUCUGUCUCUGUCUGCCGGCCCACAAAAAUCUACACCCGUGCAGCAGCAGCCAGCCUCUGAGCAACAACAGCAACAGCAACAGCAGCAUGACAGCAGCAGCAGCAGCACGACUCUUGCCGGCCUCGCCGACCAGCAUCGCGACGCUCGUGCUCCGGCCUCAGCCUCGUCUGCCGCCGCUGCAGAUCCGGAUUCCUCCAGCAUGGCCGCUGGUUCUGCCGCCGCGGCCACCGGCGCUCUCAAGCCGCACUCACACUCACCCUCUCACUCACCCUCGCCCGCUCCCGCAGACGCUCACCAGCCAUCAGCGUCCGUGCACGCGCCACACCUCACCACCGCACCAGCCACAAACCCUCCUGAAGGCCCGGCCCAGCCACAACCCAAACCGCAAGCCCGCGACGCCACGUUUGUGCCCUUGUCUGCUUUGGACGAUACAGUUCAAGGCGAGCACUCGGUAGCAAAGCCAGAGGCAGAGGCAGAGCCCGGCACAUAUAUAAACAAUGGCAUCAACAACCCAAAGACCUCUGAAGAAGAAGCUGUGCCAUCUUCCGUCUCUCUCCAUCCGCCAUCGUCGCCGCUUCCUGCAUCGCAGACUGCCGCAGACGACGCUUACACGCCUGUGCCACCCGCCGCUGACAAAGACGCUGCUGAUGCUGGAGCCGCCGCACCUCUCGAGCCGUCUCUCCAACUUCCCGAAAAGGAAAUUCGCCAGGGCCGCGCUGUUGAGCCGCAGGACAGCGAGACGCCUGCCCAGCCGCGGCCUCAGUCUCGGUCCGGGCCUCGAUUGAGCCCUCAGCCUGCUGCAUCCGCCUCGGCUUGCGCUCAGGAGCAGCCAUACUAUCCUUCGACUGCCGCUCACCUGUACACCGUGUCUGCCGCAUUGGCGCAGCCGCCUCAUCCUCAACCUCAACCUCAACCUCAACCCCAACCUGAAGCUGAAUCCCAGCCUCGAACUCAAGACCAAAACCCCCAAGAUCAAGAUCGAUAUCAAGAUCAAGAUCAGCCUCAUACCCCUGCACCAGACAUGUGCACCAUCACCCAGGAGCAGUCGCCAGAGCAAGAGUCCAAGGCCUCCAGCCCUGUGCCUGCCGUGGCCAUAUCCGUGACCGUCGCCAGCUCUCCGGCCUCUCCCACCACCUCUGGCUUCGACUCGGCCAUCAUGGAGGCCUCGCAGUCGACAAGCGCCGAUACAAAGUGCGCCGACCACCUCAUGCCCCAGCCCGAGGGCGACGCCGUCACCGCUCAGCCAUUGGCGGAUGAUGGGGUUCCCGACUUGGAGGCGGAUUCCGCAAGCCGAGCAUCGCAAGCUCUCUCCGAGCAAGACGCAUUGCCCCGCGAUUCCGUUCUCACGGGCAAAUGGAGUCACCUUACCCCUUACAUUGAAGGCGAAUAUGUCUGGUAUCCCGAGAAGAAGGCGGCCCAAGAAGACGAGGCCGUCGCCAAUGAGUACCCGGCUGCCGAUGACUUGGAGCCGGUUGUCGAGGACAACGACGAUGUCGCCGACGCCCCUGGCACCGGCCAGCCCUCCAACGCGCUCAACACCCCGCUGCGAGGAUCGCCCGUGCUCGACUCCAUGGACCCAACCGCCUACAACUCUCCCGCCGCUGCUGGAGAGGACGGCGACGAGGUGGACGUGUCCGAGGAGGUGCCCGAGCGUAGCCGAUCAUACCGCUACCGCAAAAUCAGGUCGCCCGAGGAGUUCAUUGAGCUCAUCAAAGACUAUGAAAACAUGCCGACGGAGGAGCUCGCGCAGGCUCUGCACGUCGUCACAAACGCCAUGGCUCACUGGCAAGACGAGUGGAACGUCCUCGGCCAAGAGGUUGACGACUACGAAAACUCGCUCCGCCGGCGCGCGGCAGACGCCAAGUACGAGAAUCGCACACGCAACCUGAACCAGCAGGGCAUCAGCUGGGAGGAGCCCGAGUUCGUCGUCAAGGGAUACAAGGCCAAGGACAAAGAAGGCAUGAGUGAGACGCGCUACCUCCAGAGCCAAGACAAGAUCAUGGCCGCCGCCUACGGCUUCGAGUACGAUCCGCACCCAUCCAAGAUUGGUCGCCAGAAUCCAGAGACCCAGCAGGCGGGCAUCAUGACGCGCGGCCGCUCGCUGCGCAACCAGCCCAAGCCCACGGCCAAGGCCACCGAGGCGGACGAGGUCACCGGCAAGAGGCAGCGCAAGCCCGUCCAGCUGUUCGACCCGGCCACGCAGGACGUCAGCCGCGCCGCGACGCCCGUGCCGCCCUCCAGGCCCCGCCGACGCAGGACCGCCAACGGCGACAACGACGACGGCCAGGCCAACGCCACCCCCGUCUUCAACGGCGAGCCCGUUGCCUCCGAGGAAGAGGCGACGACCGGCGAUACCAAGCGAAGACGCAACCGCGCGACCCGCCCCAAGGCCGCUGUCGUCCCCAGCAUUGUCGAGCAGCUCGUCGCCGCCGCCCCUGCCAUCGAGGAGCCCGCCGUGCCAACCCCAUCCAGGUCGGGCCGCAAGUCGCGUGCCAAGCAGCCCGUCAAGUACGACGACGAGCCGGUGCCCUUCCCCUCCGUCGAGGAGGAGGAGGAGCAGCAACAGGAAGAGGAGAAGCCUCAGCAGCCGCGGAAGCGCAUGCUCACCCUCAAGAUCCCCAAGGGCAAGAACUUCAGCGAGCCCUCUUCGGCCAUUACGGACAAUGGCGAUUCGCGACCUUCGACAGCCAAUUCCGAGUCUAGUGUACACACUGCCGAGUCGUCGUAUUCGUUCCGCCCCAAGCGCCAGAAGCGAUUCCGCGACGAGCCCGAGGAGAGCGAGGAGGCCGCCGCGCAGCCUCCUCCCGCCAAGAAGAGGAACAAGCGCAACAACGCCGCCCCUGCUGCUCCCGCGCAAGCUCCCACUCCCACUCCUGUGCCUACCAUUGAAGAUGAGCUCGCUGCCGCAGAGCCCAUCAUCGAGGCCGACGCAGCUACCGGAAUCAAUGGUCGCAAGAUCCAGAAGAUCAAGGUUGUCCGACAGACGCCCGCCAGCCGCAAGGCAACCCCAUCGGCGUCGGUGCCACCCACCGGCGAGGAGGCUGAGGAGCCCCAGAAGGACUACAAGUCCAUGACCAAGUCGGAGAAGAUGUCCGCAUCUAUGAAGAGUCGAUGGGCCAAUGGCAACAUGGCUGGUGCUGUCGAGAAGCGAAAGGCGACCCUCGCUGCGAAAAAAGCCGCCCAGGCAGCGGCUGAGCAGAGGGUUGGACUGAUCGCUCCGAAGCCCAAGGUGAAGGCGGCCAAGAAGGAGCCAGUCGAGCAGACGGAGAUGCCUCCGGCUUAUGCUCCUCAGCAGCCGCAGCCGCAGAUUCCCGGAAUGGAUUAUCCGUUCCCUCCCUCCUAA